Messenger RNA from Cherax quadricarinatus, 1670 nucleotides. Its product is annotated as probable splicing factor, arginine/serine-rich 4. The record is from RefSeq and is a predicted model, not a curated record. Lineage: Eukaryota; Metazoa; Arthropoda; Malacostraca; Decapoda; Parastacidae.
GGCGCGGCCUGAGUGUGGCAGCUGAGUACCACCAUCACCACCAAAGCUGCGUCACCUCCAUCACAUCUCAUCUUUAUAUAUCGGUUUUUCUCCGUUAAGUGCAUGUUCCCAUCAGACGCCUCUGUGGAGUACGUGUGAAGGUAGAGAUGUCAACAGGACGUUCUCGCCGUGACCGUUUCCACUCUCCUCCACGUCGAGGUGGCGGUGGUGGAAGGAGGUCCAGAUCUCGCUCUCCACGGCGCUUUGGGGGGGGUAGAGGGCGCUCUCGUUCCCGGUCUCCAAAAAGGUCACGUUCUCGCUCUCCAAGGCCUGCUCGACGUGGAUCUCCAAGAUACGAUGAUUACCGCCGCCGAAGCGAGUCUCCAGCAUUCAAGAGACGUUCACGCUCCCGGUCAUAAAGGCUUAAAGAUGGAGAAGCAGUUGCUGGUCUUCUAUCAUCUGAGCUAGCCACAAUGUAAAUAAUAUGGAGAAAUGUACCCAGUAUUGCUAUACAUGUGGGGGCACUUGCAGGAUUUGAACAUAAUGAGUUACUGAUAUAGAACCUUGUUAGUCAAGGACAGGUGUCUGUGAUUGGUUGACAUACAGGGGAGGUUGUGGUUGGCUGUUGCCAUGUAACACCAUCAGCCUUGGGCUGUUUGAAACGUGUGUGUACAAAAUUAAGUGUAAGCUCUUGUUGAAUUUUUUUUAUUUUUUUACUUUGCAUUUUUUCAUGCACAGUGUUUUGACAAAUAGUGAAAAGGUGAGAUGUUUUUCUUGGGAAAUUACUUUCUUGCUAAUGAAAAUGUGGAUCUUUUUGAUUUGGCUAACAUGCAGGGGGUUUACUGUACAUAUAUGAAAUUAUUUGAUGCACUUUAGUAUUGUUGAAUUGUAACAAGUAGCAUUGGUUUUAGGCAUUGGCAGACUAUUUCCGUAUAAUGAACCGUAGUACCUGUUGAGUGGCAAUGUAUAGGAUAACUUAAAAGCAGGAAUAAUGCCAUACGUUUACCAACAGGGUGCACAAAUGCAUUUUAAUCUCCAUCUUCACAUUGGUGUUUUUCACUCAAAACCCUCGUUUGAACUUAGUGGUAUGGUAUAUGAACUCCUUCGCAUUCCUGCAUGCAGUAUUAAAGUAGAAUAAAUUGAGUGUAUAAAGGGUACGGAGCAAAUACUAUUAUAUUCCUACCUGUUUACCCCUUUUUUUCUCUCCCCCUCUUUUUGCAGGAGCCAGCAUUCGAACCAGGAUGUUUCGUCAUGACUUUAAAUUUGUAUUUGUACUUGGGUCUGUAAGAGGUGUGUGUCAGAUCUGUGUCCUAAUGCUUAAGUGGUUUACAUAAAAAUUUGUUAUUGAAUUUAAAUUUAAGAUUUAAGUUUUUUUUAUACUUUUUUUGCCCUAAACAUGUUUGGAUAAACUACAAAAAAAAAUUUUUGUCAGAGGUUAUGUUUAGUCCUGUGAUUUUUUUUUCUUUUUUUAAUAUCUUAUAAAAGGAAUCUCAAUAAUGCAAAGUUUCCAUGAUGAAAACUUGUUUGUUGAGUUUUUGUUUUUGUUUCUACAAGCUUGUAUGAUUGCCGGUGUGAUAGCUGUAUCUUUCUCGACAUUUAAAAUUUAGUCAUGAUUAAUGUGAAAAAAAUUAUAGGUAAGGGGGCAUUUCAAACUAGAAUAAGGAAUUCUGAACAAUAAAGUUUAACAAAUA